Molecule: messenger RNA, 684 nt
Organism: Purpureocillium lilacinum
Lineage: Eukaryota; Fungi; Ascomycota; Sordariomycetes; Hypocreales; Ophiocordycipitaceae
Product: putative 26S proteasome regulatory subunit
Biological process (GO): proteasome regulatory particle assembly
Cellular component (GO): nucleus; cytoplasm
Molecular function (GO): protein binding
Source: RefSeq, a predicted model, not a curated record
AUGAACACUCUCCACGCACCCACUGUGCCCUCGGGGCCUACGAGCGCUGCAAGGACAAAUGGUCAGGCGGGGCAUCUGAGCUUCGCCGAGCUGCAACGCAAGAAGGACGACACGGAGGCAGAGCUGAAGGCUCUCGGUGCAGUGCUCGACUCGCACGGAGUGGACAUGGAGACGCCUCUCCUCACUAGAGAUGGGUUCCCGCGAGCAGAUAUCGACGUGGCCCAGAUCCGAACCACGCGAGCUCGGAUCAUCAGGCUCCGAAACGACUACAAGGAUCUCAUGUCGAACAUAGAGAAGUUCCUUCACGAGCACUUUGCCAACGUUGAUGACGCCGAACCCGUUCCAGCCGGCAGCUCGCAGCAGCCGAUCCUGCCCGACUCCUUGCCAACGGCCGCCGAGGAACCGUUUGCUAGGGUAAACUCGGUCGCUCCCGGCAGCCCAGCGGAGCGAGCCGGCUUGAAGGCAGGAGAUGAGAUUCGCGUCUUCGGCUACGUCAACAAGUCGAACCACGACAACCUCAAGAAAGUGGCCGAAUGCGUGCAGGGCAACGAAGGGGGCAACAUCUUUAUCAGAGUAUCCCGAACAACGGGCGUAUCACAGCGGGAGGAGCUCCGGCUGACGUUGACUCCGACGAGAGAUUGGGGUGGCAGAGGCAUGUUGGGCUGCCAUAUUCUUCCGCUGUAG